UCUAUUUCCAUCGCCAUUCGCGUACGCUCAGGAACAAUAACGCUUAAAUUUGCAAUGCAAAGUUCUUGCAGUGUAGCUAACUACAGACAUGGAUAACCGACGAUGCCGAUGCGGCAAAAUUUUUUAUUACCCGUGUCGUACGAUCGUGGAGUAUCUGCGCUUUUUUUCCUAUUCUCACAUUGCAGGCAUUCGGUAAAGUGUUGGCAACUUUGAAACGUCAGAGGUGCCUGCGUUCAUGUUCCGUGAUCCCAGGAAUGGUCCCACCUCGACCAUCCUUCGUACAUUUAUUCCCCCACCUAUUCGAAGUCUGGGUCCUCCGGGGUUUUCCAAUAAUCUGAGUUUGUUUUCCUUGAGACCCCGGUCACGUUGCAUUGAUAUAAAUCAAGGUAGGUUUUGCGAUAAUCGUGCAGAGUUGCGAGAACCGUCGACGUCCAGAGGUGAAAACGAGAGAUAAGGUUUUCCGAAGAAGUUUGGCAGUGCAAAUUGGUAUCGAAGACUUCCCAUCGUUCCAAUACCUGCAGAGUCGUACAAUAGAGAUCAAACGUCUGUUAAAGUUUCUUCGAAUACGGUGACAAACUACCGAAAGCUCAUCAAUUGCUCGAUUAAAAGAUAAAUAAAUCUGAGUAAAAUCGCCAAAAAUGGGUUACGAUGACGUUAUUUCACACAUGGGAGAAUUCGGACGAUACCAACGUAGGAUAUAUUUCACUUUGUGCCUGCCAGCGAUAUGUUGCGCCUUCCACAAGAUGGGUGGAGUAUUUUUGGCGGCGAAAACAGACUUCAGAUGUAUGCUACCAAACGAGAAUCCAGAAAAUGCAACGUUCUAUCUGUCACCGGACAUCAUAAAUAUGAGAUACCCGUGGGAUAACAAAACUGAAAGCUGGUCACGGUGCGAGAGAUACGAUAACACUGAAUUUGCCGAUCAAGGUGGAAAUGUAUCAAGGCAACUGACCGUAGUGGAAUGCGACUCUUUCGUGUAUGACAAAAGUCAGUACGCGCUGACGGCAACAACCGAGUGGAAUCUGGUUUGCAACAACGGGUGGCUAAGGGCCAUUGGUGACUCAAUUUUCAUGGUUGGAGUGAUGCUGGGUUCGAUGAUUUUCGGCGGACUAUCCGACAGAUACGGUCGCCGUGCUGCCUUCUUUUCAGCAUUGAUCACGCAACUGAUCGGUGGAAUACUCGUUACCGUUUCGCCGGAGUACGUUUCGUACAUGAUCUCAAGAAUGAUAGUAGGAUCGACAACGAGUGGGGUGUUUUUAGUAGCUUACGUUAUCGCACUCGAAAUGGUUGGUCCAAAGAAGAGACUGGCAGCUGGGAUGGGAUGUCAACUAUUUUUCACAUCGGGUUACAUUCUGACAGCUGGACUUGCGUACUUUUUCACGAAUUGGAGAACGUUACAGGUAGUAUUCACCAUUCCCAGCAUCGUGUUCCUCGCUUACUGGUGGUUUAUACCUGAAUCUGCCCGAUGGCUGCUGACCAAGGGUCGAGUGGAGGACGCUAAGAAUCUGCUUCAGAACGCGUCGCUGAAAAAUGGGGUUGCACUAACUCGCGAUACUUUGGACAGUUUGAUAAACAGUGAAAGUGACACGUCAAAGCAGGAUAUUGAAAAGGCGUCGAUGUUCGAUCUCCUAAGAUAUCCAAACCUAAGGAAAAAGAGCCUGCUGCUUUUCUUCACUUGGUUCGUGAACAGCUGUACCUACUACGGACUAUCCUGGAACACUUCCAACCUCGGUGGUAACGAGUUCGUCAACUUCGGCAUUGCUGCGUCUGUGGAAGUGCCGGCCUACUUGUUCCUGCUAUUCACGUUGGACAAAUGGGGAAGAAAAGUCAUACUCUGCGGAUGCAUGCUGAUCGCUGGGAUAGCGUUGCUUCUUACGGUGUUAGUUCCUGCUGGUAUGCCAUGGUUGGUGGUAGUUUGUGCAAUGUCGGGGAAACUAGCGAUCACCUCGUCGUACGGUGCAGUCUACGUAGUAGCGGCAGAACAAUUUCCUACCGCUUUAAGAAAUAUCGGUCUUGGAGCAUGUUCGUUUUCCGCUAGAAUUGGCGGGAUAAUAGCACCAUACAUUAAUCACUUGGCUGAAGUAUGGGCACCAUUGCCACUUGUAAUUUUUGGCUCAUGCUCAUUCCUCGCCGGCCUCCUGUCACUCUACCUCCCAGAAACAUUGAACGCGAAAUUGCCUGAGUCUAUACAGGAUGGCGAACACUUUGGAAAGAAGAAAACCAGGAGUCCACAAGGCGUCGAAAAAUUGAAAGACAUUGAAGUCAUGAAGGCGUUAACAUUGCCGUCAAAGAUUGUUAUAAACGAGAAGCAAAAUACAUUGUAUUAAUCUUUUAAA
Neodiprion virginianus is the source of this 2333-nucleotide messenger RNA. RefSeq names its product organic cation transporter protein-like. The transcript has 9 exons. Gene Ontology annotation, biological process: transmembrane transport. Gene Ontology annotation, cellular component: membrane. Gene Ontology annotation, molecular function: transmembrane transporter activity. The coding region runs from base 639 to 2324 and encodes 561 amino acids. Lineage: Eukaryota; Metazoa; Arthropoda; Insecta; Hymenoptera; Diprionidae. The record is from RefSeq and is a predicted model, not a curated record.